Mytilinidion resinicola is the source of this 849-nucleotide messenger RNA. RefSeq lists its product as uncharacterized. The record is from RefSeq and is a predicted model, not a curated record. The transcript has 2 exons. Lineage: Eukaryota; Fungi; Ascomycota; Dothideomycetes; Mytilinidiales; Mytilinidiaceae. The coding region runs from base 72 to 668 and encodes 198 amino acids.
CUUAAAGCAGAGGCUUCCCACCACUUUCUCAGGCACACCUAUCCAAAAUAAUUUGUUAACGAUAAUUCAAUAUGCUCUUUAAGUCUUCCGUCGCCGUGGCAGUUCUGUGCGGCUCUGCUGCUGUUUUUGCAGCACCUGUGGCUAAGGACGCCCUCGAGUUCACCGGCACCCAAUACAGCCACCUGUACAAGGAGGCGAAGGAUGCCGAAGUCGCAAAGCGUGACGCCCAACCUGAAGACGCCCUGGAGUUCGCCGGCGCUCAAUACAGUCACCUGUACAAGGAAGCAAAAGACGCCGAAGUCGCAAAGCGUGACGCCAAACCUGAAGACGCUCUCGAGUUCGUCGGCGCUCAAUACAGCCACCUGUACAAGGAAGCGAAGGACGCUGAAGUCGCAAAGCGUGAUGCCAACCCUAAGGACGCCCUCGAGUUCGCUGGCGCCCAAUACAGCCACCUGUACAAGGAAGCGAAGGAUGCCGAGGCCGCGAAGCGUGACGCCCAACCUGAAGACGCUCUUGAAUUCGCUGGCGCUUCAUACAGCCACCUGUACAAGGAGGCAAAGGACGCCGAAGCCGCGAAGCGUGACGCCAAGCCUGAGGAUGCUCUUGAGUUUGCCGGCGCUUCAUACAGUCACCUAUACAAGGAAGCCAAGGAUGCCGAAGCAGCCUGAAGUUUCAAGGGCAGUACCUAAGAAUGGGAAUAUCGGGAUGCGAAACUGGUAGAGAGUGGUCGGAGGGAUGGAGGACACGCAAAAGGCGGGACCGGUGUCGUAGGAGACUAAAUUGAAAAACAAGGACGAAGCUACGAAGCAAGAGAGAACAUCAAAAACAAAACACGCUCGUUGAACAAGC